AGCGAUGCUUAUAAAACUAUCAGUUUGACUGAAGAUAUGAAAGGAUUGUUGAAUAUUCAACCUGUACAUGUACAAUUAAAACACUUUGUUUCACAUGAAAAGAAACCAAGUAGAGUUCAGUCAGCACGUGAAUAUUCAAGAAGGAGUAUACACGAUAAAUAUGAUUCUAGUACAAAUUUGGCGAAUACAAUGAAUCAUAGUACUGAUGAUACCGAGGUGAUAGAUGAAACAAAUACCGCCGUCAAGGUACAAAGUGCAAGAACUCUAGCAGAUAUACACGUUCCACAAGUGGAACACCUAUUGGAGACAAAUGAAGACGUAGAAUAG
Molecule: messenger RNA, 327 nt
Organism: Trichobilharzia szidati
Lineage: Eukaryota; Metazoa; Platyhelminthes; Trematoda; Strigeidida; Schistosomatidae
Source: the annotation of a GenBank genome assembly